CUUGGUCAUAUGAUGGGUGCUGGGCAGCUUGCUGGUUCAGCUGUUUGUGUUACUCUGCAAAGUUAAAGGAAGGGAGAGCAAAGUGAUGUGAGCAGAAGAGCUAAAUAAAAAGGAGAGAGAGAGAGAGAAAGAGAAAGAGGGAGACGAACUCUGUGCAUUUUCACUGGACAGGCACAAAGAUGGCGGGGUUGUUGAAGCAGUAUCGUGAGAGAAUACGCACUGAGCUGGACAGAGUUGUGGAUUUCUGGCUGAAAUACUCUCAUGACGAGCAAUAUGGUGGCUUUUUUACCUGCAUUGGGAAAGAUGGGAAGAUCUAUGAUGAGCUGAAGUACGUCUGGUUGCAGGGCAGACAGGUGUGGAUGUACUGCAGGCUCUACCGCACUGUCCCGAGGUUUCACCGGCCAGACAUUCUUCAAGCUGCUAAAUCAGGUGCCGCGUUUCUCCAGAAAUUUGCUCGAGUGGAAGCCUCAGACGGGCCGGGGAAGUGUGCGUUCUGUCUGACGAGGGACGGCCGAGCUGUAAAGGUGCAGAGGACCAUCUUCAGCGAGUGUUUCUACGUCAUGGCCAUGGAUGAACUUUCUAGAGUCACAGGAGACAAAGCCAUGCAGUCUGACGCAGAGACCAUGAUGGACCAGUUGGUGCACUGGGUUCGAGUUGACCCAUCAGGUCUGGGUCGUCCUCAGCUUCCUGGGGAUCGUCCUGUUAACAGCAUGGCGGUUCCCAUGAUGCUGCUUUGCCUGGUGGAUCAGCUGACCGAAGGCAGGGAAGAGCUCGCAGAGAAAUACACAGAGUUGGGUGAAUGGUGUGUGUCUCAGAUCCGGCAGCAUGUACAGAGAGACGGAAAAGCCAUUCUUGAAAAUGUGUCACUGGAGGGAACGGAGCUGCCUGGCUGUCAGGGACGCUUGCAGAACCCAGGUCAUGCCUUGGAGGCUGGCUGGUUCCUGCUGCAGUACGCGAAGGCACGAGGAGAUGCCGAGCUGCAGAAUGUGGCUGUGCAAAAGUUCAUGGAGGUUCCCUUCCUCACCGGCUGGGAUAAAGAACAUGGAGGACUCCUCUACUUCCUAGACGCUGACGGUCACUGUCCCACCCAGCUGGAGUGGAACAUGAAGCUGUGGUGGCCUCACUGUGAAGCUCUCAUCUCUUAUCUAAUGGCCUACGAUCACCUCCGAGAUCCUGCGAUGCUGCAGAGAUUCACGCAGGUCUACGACUACACCUUCACACACUUUCCUGACGAAGAGCAUGGCGAGUGGUUCGGUUAUCUGAGUCAGCAGGGGAAAGUGGUGCUGGAUUUUAAAGGGGGACCUUUCAAAGGGUUCUUCCAUGUUCCUCGAUGUCUCUACAUGUGUGAGAAGAUGCUGGAUCAUCUGAUACCAACACUCGAGUCCUAAAUGUAACCACAAACUGAUGGAUGACAUUUUAUGCACUCCCCCCCACCCCCCACCCCAUUGUUUCACACUCACACUCCAAAUCUGUACUGAACUGAAAUCUAUGGUAAAGGGAGCAGUCCAUGCACACACUAAACCCUGUUUAUGAGCAUGUAGUAGAGCGAGGCUUAGAUUCCAUAGACAAGUUGUAGCAUGUGCAAUCAAAACUACAUUUCUUACACGUCACUACACUCUCGUGGAAGCAGCAGAACAGAUGCAUUUCCUGAUACUGUAAUGAGGUAGUUUAGGGGUUUUGAGGUCAAACCCCCAGGUCCACCAAGCUGCCACUGCUGGGCCCCUGAGCAAGGCCCUUAACCCUCAACUGCUCAGAAAAUGAGAAAUUAGAGUCUGGAUAAAUUAGAGUCUGGAUAAGAGUAUAUGCCAGAAAUAUAAAAUCUUUAGUGUGCUCAUCAACGCAAGGCAAGCUGGUCACAAGCAGCUCAGGGGCAAGCAUGCGUUUUUAUUUUUUUUUCCAAUUUUCUCAGCUGGACGCAGAAAUCCUUAUAGAAAGAACCUAGCUUAAGCUUUUUGGGCCAAUGUAGGUCAUCAUCACACUGCACUGAUGUUCAACUAAAUGGAGUGAAUUUCCAAUAUUCCGUCUAUAUAAGCUGCUAUUAUUCCUGAACGGUGACAAUUUAACGCUCAGUUUACGGCUAUAAAUAAGCCGCGUCAUCAAACGGCUAGUCAGACCGGAGAGAGUAAAUAAAAAUGGAAAAGAUAUUUGGAAAUUGUUCCAUUUGCGAGAUGACGGCUUCAGCCCUUUGUGGUCUGAUGAGCAGCUUACAUAAACACAUCAUUAGAUUUUUAUUUUUUUUGUAAAGAGGAAACUGUUUUUUACCGAACCAUGACCAUGUUUUCCUAUAGUUCCUCAGCUCUAACUAAAGAAUAUCAGAUACUUUCCCAGACCAUUGGUCUGCCUGCUGAACUGAACCAGAUUAUUCAGUACAGGAGCUGAUACUGCAGCUGUAUUUUGAGAAGAGAAACCCUAGAGUCUUGUCUAUAUCCUGCGUGUCCUGUUCAAAUGAUUAUUAAAUCUCUGUAGUCACUUUAUACACAUCCCUUAACAUUAAAAAAAACCUGAUGAUUUGUUUUACUGUGGCAAGUUGAGCAGGCCAAAUGUAGCACGGGAUUUCAUGGAUGUUUCUGAUCUAAACGUCAUAACAUUUCUUCCGAGUAAUUCUGAAAUUUCUAGCCGUCUGAUCUCCGUCCACAAAUUUCAAAUCCUGCGUUUAACCUAUUUUAUCCAUCUACAUUAACAUUGUCAGCUUAUCAUCCUAUUUUUUUUGUUUCUUUCAACUUAACCAAAAUCCUGUACUCUUAUAAAUGUAUAUAUAGUUGAGUUUUACAUUUGAUGUAAAUAUAACCACUCCACAUUUCA
Messenger RNA from Hemibagrus wyckioides, 2802 nucleotides. RefSeq names its product renin binding protein (gene renbp). The transcript has 11 exons. NCBI's taxonomy places the organism in Eukaryota, Metazoa, Chordata, Actinopteri, Siluriformes, Bagridae. Gene Ontology annotation, biological process: N-acetylmannosamine metabolic process; carbohydrate metabolic process; N-acetylglucosamine metabolic process. Bases 180 to 1388 code for a protein of 402 amino acids. The record is from RefSeq and is a predicted model, not a curated record. Gene Ontology annotation, molecular function: peptidase inhibitor activity; N-acylglucosamine 2-epimerase activity.